AUGGAUGUGUACAAUGCAUUUUUGCAAGGUGACUUAGUUGAAGAAGUCAAUAUUGAACUUCCUGAUGGUUUUUACAGCCAGGGCAAUGAAGUAAUGAUAAUGGAACUUAAGUAUAUUUUGAAUGGGAGCUUCAAAAUGAAGGAUCUUGGAGAGUUGAAAUACUUUCUAGGAUUGGAGGUUCUAAGGUCAAAAGAAGGGAUUGUGUUGAAUCAACGAAAGUAUGCUUUAGAACUGAUUGAAGAAAAUGGAACAGGGGAAGCUAAAACAGCUAUGACUCCUUUAGAGCAAAACAAGAAGCUCACUACAGCUGAAUAUGAUGAAACACUUUGUGGAUAUGAGCAAUUGUUACAAAAUAAGUCUGUUUUUCAGAGGCUUAUAGGUAGACUGAUAUAUCUUACUCACACAAGGCCAAAUAUUGCUUAUGCAAUACAUUUUCUAAGUCAGUUUAUGCAUAAACGAAAGCAAUCCCAUCUUGAGAUUGCAUUAAGAGUGGUAAAAUACAUUAAGAAAAAUCUAGUUCAGGGGAUUUUAUUAAGUGCAACAAGUGAAUGCAAGUUGUUUACUUAUUUUGAUUCUGACUGGGAUGUUUGUCCAAUGACUAGAAGAUCUGUAACAGGUUUUUGCAGUAAACUUGGAAUGUCUCUGAUCUCUUGGAAGUCUAAAAAACAAAACACUGUUGCACGCUCCUCUGCUGAAGCAGAAUAUAGAAGCAUGACAGGAACAACUACUGAACUAGUACUGUUGAAAGGUUUUCUGACUUAG
Molecule: messenger RNA, 762 nt
Organism: Hibiscus syriacus
Lineage: Eukaryota; Viridiplantae; Streptophyta; Magnoliopsida; Malvales; Malvaceae
Exons: 2
Coding region: 1-762 (253 amino acids)
Source: RefSeq, a predicted model, not a curated record